Molecule: messenger RNA, 1389 nt
Organism: Plasmodium yoelii
Lineage: Eukaryota; Apicomplexa; Aconoidasida; Haemosporida; Plasmodiidae
Product: protein SOC3, putative
Exons: 17
Coding region: 1-1389 (462 amino acids)
Source: RefSeq, a predicted model, not a curated record
AUGAAAAACCAAAACGACAAAUUAGAUAACCUAAAGGACUUAGCACCAUUUUAUAAGAAAGACAAUGAAAAGUUUAGCGAAAAUACAGAAGAUAUUGUAUAUUCUGUCAAAAAAAAAUUCAAUGUUAUAAAAGAAAAGGGUGAAAGUACAUUUAGCAAAUAUGAAAAUACUAAGAAAAAUUUGGAGCUUCUAAACCGAGAGCAAAAACUUAACAAAAUAUCUCUAGGACAUCAAAAAAAUGAAUAUGAGGACCUAAAAUCGAAAAAUGAAGGAAUAUUGAACAAAUUUGAAAAUCUCAAACACUCAAAAUAUACUUAUCAAAUAAUGCUCCAAAGAAUUAAGAAAGAAAAAAAAAUGUUGUAUUUUUAUUUAAACUCUCUAGAGAGAACCGUAAAAAGUUUAAAAAAUACUGAAAAACAGCAUCAGAAUAUUAUUCAAAAAAUCACAUCAGAAAAUAAAAAUUUGAGAAAAUCUAUUGAAGAUAAAAAAAUGGAAAUUAUUCAAGCCAAAAAUAAGAAUGAAGAAAUACUAAAAUAUAUGAAUGUCAACAAAGAACAUAGUAAUAUAUUAAGAAUAAGAAGAGAAAUGAUUAAUGAAUACAAAAACAAUAAAUUAAAUAAUGCAGACAUAAGCUUAAUGAUACAAGAAAAAAGAAAAUUCAAAAAACUUUUAAUUUAUUAUUUAUUAUACAAUAAUUACUUAAAAUUAAGUGCCUCGAGUAUUUUUGAAAAUGCAAGCAACAUAUAUUCUACAAUAUCAAAAAUGAGAGAAGCAACAGGUGUUACGGAUAUAUACGAUAUUAAUCAGAAGUUUUUAGACAUUGAAAAUAAACAAAACUUGUUACAAAAAGAAGAGGCAUUAUCUCAAAAAAAACUUGAAGAUGCUAUUAAAGAAUAUAUAUCUCUGAAUAAUGAAAUAAUAAAUACAUUUUCAGAAGAUAAGGAUAUAAUAAAAGAAAAAAUUUUAUAUGAAAAGGAAAAGGUGUCAGAUGAUAUAUAUGAUCUUUAUAAACUCGUUUUCGCAAGUGAAAAGGAGCUAGAAGAUAUUAACAUAAAAUUGGAUAAAAUUCAAAAAUUCUUAGAAAACCAAAAUAAAUACUUUUAUUCAAUAAAUAUGGAGGAUAAAAUCGAAUUCAAUUCUAAUGAAGAUAUGCUGGAAUAUAUCAAAAACCUGAAAAAUGUCUUAGAGAAACUUAUGAUGAUAACCCAGAAAAAUAGAGAGAAUGGAAAUAUUAGCAGAUCCUACAAGUCUUUGGAAUUUUUGGAAAUUAUCAACUUGUACAAAAAUGUAGAUUUUCAUAAAAACAUGUGCAGAGUUAAUGAUGCCCAAGAUCUAGAAAACACCAUAAAACUCGAAUCGAAAAUAAUAACAAAAAAGCCCCAUUACUGA